This is a messenger RNA of Pseudomyrmex gracilis, 528 nucleotides long. RefSeq lists its product as uncharacterized. The record is from RefSeq and is a predicted model, not a curated record. The transcript has a single exon. NCBI's taxonomy places the organism in Eukaryota, Metazoa, Arthropoda, Insecta, Hymenoptera, Formicidae. Gene Ontology annotation, molecular function: nucleic acid binding. Bases 1 to 528 code for a protein of 175 amino acids.
AUGAUUGAAAAUGCGUCCGAGUGGAAAUUGUACCUCAACAAAGCACAAUAUGUCAUAAAUAACACUCACCACACUGCGAUCAAAAACUCGCCUGCCAAAAUACUGUUAGGUAUCGAUUGCCGUAGUCACGAGGAUAAAUCACUGUCCGAUCUUGUAAAACAACUGGCACACAUCGACACUGAUUUAGUCACUGAACGUUCCUCAAAUCGCGAUAUUGCCGCCGAAGCUACCGAAAGGGUACGCACAUAUAAUAAACAGUAUUACGAUGUAAAACACGCCACGCCGAGCAAGUAUCAACCAGGCGAAUACGUGAUGAUAAGAGACACGCAAGCGAAACCCGGGCAAAGCUCAAAAUUUAAAUCGGCGUAUAAAGGACCUUACGUAAUCUCGAAGGUCCUGAAAAAUAAUCGAUUCGUUGUCACCGAUAUUCCGGGAUUCAAUGUCGCGUCAAAACCGUAUAACACUAUUGUUUCUCCGGACAAACUAAAACCUUGGAUCAAACCACUCGCGUCAACAACAAAUAACUGA